Molecule: messenger RNA, 369 nt
Organism: Miscanthus lutarioriparius
Lineage: Eukaryota; Viridiplantae; Streptophyta; Magnoliopsida; Poales; Poaceae
Source: the annotation of a GenBank genome assembly
AUGUCGAGGAGGAAGACCAGGGAGCCCAAGGAGGAGAACGUUACCCUUGGACCCACUGUCCGUGAAGGAGAGUUUGUCUUUGGUGUUGCUCACAUCUUUGCAUCCUUCAAUGACACCUUCAUUCAUGUAACUGAUUUGUCUGGGAGGGAAACUCUGGUUAGGAUCACUGGUGGCAUGAAGGUCAAGGCUGAUCGUGAUGAGUCGUCGCCUUAUGCUGCUAUGCUUGCUGCUCAAGAUGUUGCACAGCGUUGCAAGGAGCUUGGUAUCACUGCGCUGCACAUUAAGCUUCGUGCCACUGGAGGCAACAAGACCAAGACCCUGGACCUGGUGCUCAGUCUGCUCUCAGGGCUCUUGCUCGUUCUGGGAUGA